Messenger RNA from Chenopodium quinoa (quinoa), 2080 nucleotides. Its product is annotated as F-box/FBD/LRR-repeat protein At5g22660-like. Gene Ontology annotation, molecular function: protein binding. The transcript has a single exon. Lineage: Eukaryota; Viridiplantae; Streptophyta; Magnoliopsida; Caryophyllales; Amaranthaceae. The record is from RefSeq and is a predicted model, not a curated record. The coding region runs from base 330 to 1811 and encodes 493 amino acids.
AUGACUUGUAAUGAGAAAACAUAGGCACAAAAGCUUCAACGAACACAUUCAAGGCGAAAAUUUAUUAAAAGCCUUAUUUUCUGCAUGGCCAUUUGACACGCACCAAAAACACUAAUUAGAUAACGGGUAACCCCUGACUGAUCAAGUAUCCCACAGGCCACAACUCCUAAGCCAAAAUUAGGCUGCCUCAAACACAAAAUAACCACCCGUCCACCACCUUGAACAACGUCUACACCAAGCAAACAAAUAUCUGAUACAACAUACAACUUUUUCAAUAACAUUCAAACUUCACUUCCACCUAUUUCCAAUAUCCUCCAAACCCAGAAAAUAUGACUGAAAACGUCAACUACGAACGACAAUACGACAACGACGACGACAGAUUAAGCUCACUUCCCGACGCCAUCAUCACCGUCAUACUCUCUCUCCUCCCAAUCGACACCGCCGCCGCCACCUCCGUCUUAUCCCACCGUUGGCGCCGCCUCUGGACCGCCGUCACUAGCCUCGAAUUUCACGCAGAUGGUUCCACCUUCACCACCACCGCCGACCACAUCUUAGCUCAGCUUACGGCUCCGACACUCCGCGUUUUCCACCUUUCUCUCACUUCGCCGUCCGAAUUGCCGGAAUCCGAUUCGCUUGAAUCGAGUUUCCGUGAAGUUUGUCGCCGGAAUGUGGAGAGUGUUUUUAUUGAUGUAAGAUGUUCGUUUUAUGAAGAAUUCUUUUAUGUUCCUGUUUGUUUGUUUAAUUCUGUUGUGAUUUUGGAUUUGGAAUUGGUUGGUAAGCUUAAAUUUGAUUUUGCUGAUGACGAAAUUGGAGGUGUUGUACUUCCAAAUUUGAGGAAAUUGAGUUUGAAUUAUCUUCUUGAUGUUCCGUUUUGGUUGGGGAAUUUAAUUAGGUGUUGUCAAAAAUUGGAGGAUUUAGAUUUGGUGUUUAAAUUGGAUGUUGUUGAGUCUGAAAUUGCGGAUUCUGUGAAUAUUUGUGCUCUUAAUUUGAAGUUGUUGAAGAUUGAUUUGGAGUUUGUUGGUCAGACACAGCAUAUUAAUAUAUCUAUUGAUGCGCCUCAAUUGGAGUAUCUUAAUUUGCGUGAUUGUACUUCGUUUUAUGAUUUCGUUCGGAGCCCAACUAGAUUGGUUAGAACAUGUAUUGAUUUGAUUAAGGAGGAGCGGUAUCUUGAGGAUGAAGAUGAUAUGGAUUGGUUGCCUAGUGGCGAUUAUCUUCGCCACAUGUCUAAGUUUAUUGGAGGGAUGUGUAGUGUUAGUAGCCUUGAUUUAAAGCUUGACAGUGAUACCAAUAUAUUUACUCACCUUAGCUCUGUGGGUAAUGGGUUUCUACCAGUAUUCCGAAAUCUAACCAAUUUCGAAAUGACCUUGGAUGGUAUCGGGCUAAAUGGUUGGAAGGAUUUGAUACUUUCGCUGCAAUGCUUUCCUAACUUAAAGCAUCUUGAGGUUAACAUGGAAGGUGAUCCCCCAAUGGAUCUUAAUCAUUGGUCUGAACCAGGUUCCGUGCCUGAUUGUUUGGUAAGUAAGAUGAAGACUAUACAGAUAAGGGGGCUUAUUGGAAUUGAUGAUGACCUCAAGUUGUUGGCAUACAUUCUGAGUAACGCAGUUGUUUUGAAUGAGCUUUGCUUAGAUGUUUGUAUGAGGGAUGACUCUAAUGAUUUACUGUGGAAGGAACGUAAGUUCUGUAUGUCCUUGUUCAAGCUCCCUAGGAAGUCAUCAACUUGUGAGAUUGUGUUCUCGGGAAGGUCUGCCACAACAUCAAGUAGUGCCUUUGAAGAUGAAUACCUUACAUGUCAAAUGUAUUUGGCCGAUUGAUGAUUUGACAUUAUAGUGGCAACUUCUUACUCUUCAAAAGCCAACAUUAGAGCACUUGGGUGGCAGGUAUUGACUACCCAAUUUCAUUUGUAUUUAAUUUAAUGUAUGCAUAUAGCUUGGUUUCUGCUUAAAGUUAUUUUUGAAGUGCAUAUAGCUUGGUGUGUAUUAGUGUAUAAAAGCUUGCUUUGUACUUGUCUAUUUGAUUAGUUCUGUGUGUACUGUGUAAACUUCUUCCACUAAUACAAUGGCAAUUGUUAUUGUAGAUUCUA